AUGUAUGACCAGGACGCAGGAUGGGAUAGGAGUUGCGGCACACUCCGUCCUAUCUCCCUGGAUCUUCCCUCCGAGCUCCAAAUACUACAUGCGCUUUUUGGCAACAGUAAAGGAGAAUCUCUUACCAGACUAGGCAACAACGACAACGAUCCCGAAAUCCAAGAAUUAACAAGAAAAAAAGAAGGCCUAUGCAAGGUGGGCAAGGUGGACAAAAGGUGGGCAACACCACAGACAAGCUCCAACUGCAACCGAUUCCCAGGUUUCAAUGGGAGGGCGAGUGUUGGCGUGCUCGUUUACCGUCGUCAGAUCAGCCAGGGAGCGGUGGUUCUUAUUCGCUGGACGGGCGGCGCCUGUCCGCGCGUCGUCUCAGAUGGCGGAGCGGUCGCGCAACCACACCUUUCAAGAUAUCUCUCUGCCUCUGUCCCAGGAGCCCGGGAUCGACUUGGUCUUUCCUGGCGCUCGCCGUGUACUGGUCUCGUGGGCUGCGCUGGGAUCCCUGUCUUGGCAGCUUGGUCAACGGGUGUCGUUUUAGAGACAGGUCAGAUCACAGACACGCACGCCCUCUCUGUGCUCAGACCGAAUGUUCGAGCACCCGGCGAAUUAGAUGCACUCUCGAGCAGCGUCUAA
This is a messenger RNA of Xylaria bambusicola, 627 nucleotides long. RefSeq lists its product as uncharacterized. The coding region runs from base 1 to 627 and encodes 208 amino acids. NCBI's taxonomy places the organism in Eukaryota, Fungi, Ascomycota, Sordariomycetes, Xylariales, Xylariaceae. The transcript has 2 exons. The record is from RefSeq and is a predicted model, not a curated record.